Gloeophyllum trabeum ATCC 11539 is the source of this 3864-nucleotide messenger RNA. RefSeq names its product exocyst complex component sec8. The transcript has 20 exons. The coding region runs from base 1 to 3864 and encodes 1287 amino acids. The record is from RefSeq and is a predicted model, not a curated record. Gene Ontology annotation, cellular component: exocyst. Gene Ontology annotation, biological process: exocytosis; Golgi to plasma membrane transport. NCBI's taxonomy places the organism in Eukaryota, Fungi, Basidiomycota, Agaricomycetes, Gloeophyllales, Gloeophyllaceae.
AUGGUGAUAUCCGCUGGCCAUGGUUGCAGGAAGGGGGGAAGUGACUCGGGCGCCAUAGUCAAGACGGACGUCGAGGGGAAGGUCAAGCGUCAGCUCGACUCUCCGUUUCCUACAAACUCUGCCAGACGCGCCCGUUCCCCUCCUCUGCCAAACGGAAAUGACGCUCAGUCGAGCUCGUACACGAAUCCGACUCGCCCGCUGCAGAUAAACCGGCCCCCUUCCCGUCCCACAACGCCGAGCAAUGGCUCGAUAGCUUCGCGCAACGGGCUCCCCAGCGGUCCCUCUCGUCCUCAACGAUCUGAGCUUAGAAGCCGACAAGGUUCCGACUAUUACUCUGCGUCUGAACAAGCAUCCACGUCGUCUCUCCAUAGUGGCUACGAUGCACGAGACCGGCGGGACAGUGUCACAACCACCCGCUCGGACGCCUCGUACCCAUCCCGAUCGCGACGCCCUGAGCGCGCUAUGACAGGAAGUAGUAUGCAAUCCGAGGAUGCUGACGCGGCGAGCCCGUCUCUGGCCAAAGUCAUGUCUGCCUUUCAGACUGCCGGUGCAAGAAAACGUGCUAUGACGAACGGGAGUGCCGACACGGAAUGGGAGAGGGAGCGAGAGAAAGCCAUUGAGGCUGAGAAGAUCAGACAGAAGAGGAUAAGGGAUAAGGGCAUGAGGUUGAAUGGCAAAGCCAAAGCAGGUGACAUCGAUGCUGUCUUAGAUCAAAUCAAAGACGACUGGGAGUUUGUUAUCGACCCCGAUUUCAAUCCCGUGGAUCUUGCGCUCCAGCUGUUGGAUGAAUCAUCUACCGGGAAAGAUAUCGACUCCUUCCGCCGCACAAAGGAUUUGCUCUCGAGAGCGCUGAAGGGAUCAGUAGACAAGCACUAUGAAGCCUUUGCUGCAUCUCUUCCGCAUCACGCGUCCUUGUUAAGUCACCUAGGACUGGUCCAGACACAAAUAUCAGAUGCACGAACAGCGUUACAAGAAGCGAAGGAUUCCCUUGGGACGAAACGUAGCGACCUUGUUCAGCUAUGGACCAGAGGCCAGACGGUGGACGAAAUGUUACGGAUAUUGGAUCAGAUUGAACAUCUCAAAUCAGUCCCUGACGUCCUGGAGACGCUAAUGUCCGAGAAACGGCUGCUUCAAGCUUCUGUUCUCCUCAUAAGAAGUUUGAAAAUAAUUAAUAAGCCGGAUAUGCUCGAAAUCGGUGCCCUGUCUGAUCUGCGAAGCUACCUCGUGGGACAGGAAACAGCGAUUCGAGAUAUUCUAAUCGACGAGUUACACAGCCACCUGUAUCUGAAGUCAUUCUGGUGCGAGUCGCGCUGGACCUCCUACACACCUGGGCAGCAGACUUCCCGAUAUCUCCAGGACCUUGCAUUACGGCCGAAUGACCCGCCUUACGACUUAAGUGAGCCGAACUUUCGGAACAGUAGCGGCCUCGCGGCCUCGCCUUCUCUAACUGUGCUCUCGGGACUUGUGUCUUCGAAUUCCAUGGACGCGAUCUUGCAGUCGAACCAGCAGAAUCCCGAGUCUGACUCGUUCUCAUAUAUCGAGACACUCCUGGAAUCUCUGGCUGUUCUCGGGAAACUGGGGAAUGCUCUCGAUGUGGUUGCUCAGCGCUUGCCGGGCGAGAUAUACUCGCUGGUCGAGGCCACCCUUGACGAAGUAGCCGAGAGAGCAGAGUAUGGCCGCAGGUCCUCGCUUGCCAUUGGCGCGAAUAUGAGUCGACCGGAUGGCGUAUACGUAUUUUCUGGCAUGUCUAACCUCGGCGCGACUAUUUCUAUGACCACAUUGUCCGUUACUGGACCUAUGAAAGGCUCCUUCAUCAGCCCUUCGUCCCUUAGACUGGCCGCGCUGGAGUCUUCGUCGAAGCAAGUAGACCAUGAAAUCCUGAGAGAUCUAUUUUGGACGUUGUAUUCCAAGUUCGAUGCAGUUAGCCAAGGACUGAGGGUCGUCUAUGAAGUAGCAAACCGGAUUGGAUCUCGAAGGGACUUCAAAGAUUCAUCUGAGACAAAGCCCGGUAAUCUCUUUCCGAUUGCUGAGGUCUGGGCACCUUUGCAAGCUGAGAUGCGCACACUAUUGAAUGACUACCUCAAUGAUGAAGAGCACGGGUCCGUCUCCGGGCGAAAUCCUAUCUCCUCCAUCAACGAGAUACUACGUGAGAACAGGUUCUCGAGAGAUAAAGGGAAGCCUGUCUUCCGGUUCGCAGAUACUGAUAUGAAAGCAGCUACCAAGACUUUAAGACACUACGAGGAUGAUUUGACUCGCGUCUUGCGUGACACGGUUCCUGGGCUCGUUCAUGGGUCAUCUGAGAAUGCAACCCAAUCAACAUUGUCAAACGUUGGGGCGUCCGACGACCGUCUUUUAGGCUCGGGACAACACCACAGGCUCCUCAUCAAGCCCGACGCUUUCCAUGUCAGCGUGUUAUUCCAGCCCACCCUUGCCUUCUUGGAGCGGUUGGCUGAAGUGCUGCCAUCUGGCUUGGAGAGUGCCAGAGCGUCGAGCGCGGUCCUUGAGGAAUUCGUGCUGAAGGUCUAUCUACCCCAGCUGGAAGAGAAGGUCUCUGAGCUCUUCCACCAAUCAGUGACAGGACCUGACGCCUUCCGGCCUGACCCUACAUCUCUGAAGUUAUCACCGCAGCCGCUUGUCAAGGCGAGCACCGAACUGAUGGCUCUCAUCAACUCACUAUGCAACAUGCUCCGUACAACUCCUUUCCAUCGGGAGAAUUAUGCCCGUUUGAUACUUACGGUCAUCAUCCAGUUCUAUCAGCGGUGUAGCGAUCGAUUCCAGGAUUUAAUAUCCUUGCGAGCCUCAUCUUAUGACGGGGAACCUCGUAUCGCUCUGGCUGCUCAGUGGGCUCAGAGGAGUGAAUUAGCGCCUUGCCUGUCUGAACUCAUGGGUGUAGCAAGUACCGACGUGGCUAAGAAGCUGCAGCUAUGCAGACAGGAGACGCACCUUGAAAUCUGGCAGAUCCUAAACGACCAGACUGUUAGCAAGGAUGACCUAAUAUCUCCUCUGCGGAAUCUAUCUUCCCUUGGAACAUUGUACCACAGUAUAACGUGGCUAGCGAGUGAACUGACCAAGCUGAAGUCUGCCCCGGAGGACACAUAUUCACCAACAACACCUUUGAAGCUCGAACCUGUUUCCGCAGCCACCCCUUACACGCCGUACCUCCCGAUACUCCCGUCCCUGCAGCAGACGGAUGAGCUGACACUCCCCCUUUCUCGAGAAAUGGCACUUCGCUUCCAAGCGCUGUUGAAGACGUACGAUCAACUGAGCGAACUGAUGCUGUACUCUAUGCGCAUAGACGUCAGGUGUCGGACUAUCCACUAUCUUGAUAUGUCAAUGCGAGAGGGUAACUACGUCCUGGAUGAAGAGCCCAGGGAACCUGAUGCCUAUGUUGUCGACCUCAAUAAGGAACUGGUUGAAUGCGAGGAAUUUAUCACCAGCUCCCUACCACCAGCCCAGCAAUUCUUCGUUUUCGAGGGCCUUGGACAGCUAAUGGAGCACCUCCUCAUUUCCAAUGCUCGGCAUAUACAUCGUGCAAACGCUUUCGGUAUCCGCAAAGUUCUUCGUAAUAUGAUCGCUCUGCAGCAGAAUCUUCGGUCGCUCACCGGUGCUUCACCUGACAUCGAAUUCACUCGUGCGAAGCGAUACUACUCGUUGUUCUUCAUAUCGCCAUCCGAUAUGCUGGAUAGCAUUCGUCAAAAGCAAUCAUAUAACUUCGACGAAUAUAAGACCAUGCUGGGUUUGCAAUGUGGCGUUGAUCCUACUUUGGGUGAAGCUGGGAUCGCCAAAGCAACAGAUCGCAAUUACAAUAUGUACGUUAUCGAUUUACAUGGACUGGAGCUGGAGAAUUCAAGCGAAGACGGUUGA